Messenger RNA from Fusarium mangiferae, 1032 nucleotides. RefSeq lists its product as uncharacterized. The coding region runs from base 1 to 1032 and encodes 343 amino acids. Gene Ontology annotation, molecular function: glycosyltransferase activity. The transcript has a single exon. The record is from RefSeq and is a predicted model, not a curated record. NCBI's taxonomy places the organism in Eukaryota, Fungi, Ascomycota, Sordariomycetes, Hypocreales, Nectriaceae.
AUGGCAGACAACGCAGCCAGGCGCAAUGCCUAUGCAACCCUCAUCACCCGCGACUCGUACCUCCCCGGCGUCAUCAUCCUCGCCUACACCCUCCAGCGCAACGCCUCAAUCUACCCUCUCGUCGUGCUCUACACGCCCAAUCUCCCCAAAGAUGCGAAGCGCGUUCUUGAGCUUGAGGCGCCAAAAUGUAACAUGAUUUUGCGCGAGUGCGAGCAUCUUCUCCCACCCGAAGGCGUGAAGAUGACUCUUAUCGCUGAGCGGUUUGCGGACACAUGGACGAAGCUUCGUGUUUUCGAGCUGUUUGAGUAUGAUGCUGUCUGUUACCUUGACGCGGACAUGGCGGUGCUGGAUAACAUGGAUGUUGUGUUCAGGGUUGAAACGCAUUUGCCUGAUGAUUGGAUCGCAGCGAAUCACGUUUGUGUCUGUAAUCUUGAUUCGGACUCUUGGGCGCCUGAGGAUUGGAGGGCCGAGAAUUGUGCUUACACGCCGCUUCAGCAUCCCACAGCGCUUGAGGAGCCUCUGCAACCCACUGAGACGUCACCCUCACCUCACAAGCUUCUCAAUGGUGGAAUGUUCAUCUUUCAUCCUUCUGAGGGGCUCUGGGAUAGGAUGCUGCACGUGUUCAACACGACGCCGCUGCUUUCGUCGUUCAUGUUUCCAGAUCAGGACUUUCUGGCAUUCUUCUUUGAGAAUAAGUGGUAUGCACUUGGAUGGCAGUAUAACGCUAUCAAGACAAUGCGAUAUUGGCAUCCUAACAUUUGGCGUGACGAGGAAGUUAUCUGCCUGCACUAUAUCGUCGACAAGCCUUGGGCGAAGCGUGUUGGGUUAGAUGGAGUCGCUGGGUAUAAGGGCCUUGAUGGGGUUACCCAUUGCUGGUGGUGGCAGCUGUACCAGUACUGGGAGGAUGAGAGGACUUCUGAUGGACGUGGUGGAAAUGAGGCGAUUGCUCUUCUGAAGAAGCUCAUUGCACCGGCGGACACGAUGGAGGGAGGAUUCGGGUAUCUGCAGGUGGGAUUACCUGUGAGGGCAUGA